AUGUUUUUGCGGAAAAGAGGUGGAGUGUUCAAAUUUACAAUCACUGUUCCGCCGGAAUACAACAAUGUACCGCCUGUGGUGAAAUGCUUAACACGUGUCUGGCAUCCAAAUAUAACGGAAGAUGGCGCCAUAUGCUUGUCACUGCUACGACAGAAUAGCCUCGAUGGUUAUGGAUGGAUGCCAACACGUCGGCUGAUUGAUGUAAUACUUGGCCUGGAUAGUCUCUUCACUGAUCUGAUCGAUUUUGACGAUGCUCUAAAUGCCCAAGCCGCUCAACAAUGGUCCACCAAUAAGGUGAGUUUUCGCUUUUUCAAAAUUUUACUUAAAUCAAAGUAA
Molecule: messenger RNA, 336 nt
Organism: Gongylonema pulchrum
Lineage: Eukaryota; Metazoa; Nematoda; Chromadorea; Rhabditida; Gongylonematidae
Source: the annotation of a GenBank genome assembly